UAACCGAAUGUUGCGUUCUGACAUGGCAGCGCCCAAUGGCGACAACUGAAAUGCCUCCUUUCACUCAUUCCUCCCAUUCCCUGCAGAAUAAAGAAGAAAAACGAAUGGCGGAUCCCUCUCGUCCAACCGGAGAAUACAGCGCCGGAGCAGCUGGCGACGAGAACCGUCUAAAGUACGCUUACGAUGACGGAUUCAUCCCUGAGAAUCUGCCUCCCGACGAGGACUCCACCGUCUCUCCCGGCUCCGCGUCCGACUCCGAGCCAGAGUGCCCUGAUGGCAUCGCAGUCAAUCUGGCGGCGAGUCUCCGCCUGUUCUGUGACUCGAUGCGGACUAUCGAGCAGGUGGAGAUGGAGAUGGCCAAGGCGAGGGAGGCGUCGAGGGUGGAGGUGGAGCGGAGGCGGGGAGAGCUUGAUUUGGAGCUGACUCGGAUGGUGGCUCAGUCUCAGCUGCAGAUUGCGGCUGUAGUCGCUGCGGGGAAGAGCGGGCGGUGCAGGAAGAGGAAGCGAGGCGGCGGGGAGGAUUCGGACACGCCAUCGGUUUCGGCCAGAAGGGAAGGAGCUGUGCUGCUGACUUUACUCCAAUCCAAUCUCUUCAUGUGAACUGGAGAUGAUGACAUUCUCAUCCCCACAGGGUACGACAUACUUCAAUACGACAAAUCUGCGGAUUUUCGAUCGUAACUCUGUUACUUUUCCGACUGUAUUUUGAUGUUUGCUAUCGGACUGAAGUGAUCUGCAAUCAAUAAAUGUGGACCGGAGAUGUUAAUAUGGCAAUUCUAGCUGAACGAGUUUACUUUGCUA
Molecule: messenger RNA, 797 nt
Organism: Punica granatum (pomegranate)
Lineage: Eukaryota; Viridiplantae; Streptophyta; Magnoliopsida; Myrtales; Lythraceae
Source: RefSeq, a predicted model, not a curated record